GACUCGUAGUUUUAAUGCCAAAGCCAUUGCCAAUGAGGAUGGCGAACCUGCGCAAUAUUGAACCUGAAAACCAGGAUGAAUCUCACAGCCCGACAAGUGAAAGAAGGAUAGUGGAAGAUUCGAAGAGAACGCCGCGAUUCACCAAAUUGAAGCCGGUUUUGUCAAGCUUCAUCAACUACUUUAUCCUAGAAUUGUCUAUUGCUUGGGCUAUUCAGCUCCUUUAGUUAUGAUUUGAGGACUACACCUCCAGCAUAUUCUUGUGGUAAUUUCUCAGAAGCGUUUUGUAAGAUUGAAAGUAAUCCCAGAUCCGGUGAAUCAUGGCAUCGCUGUUCUCGGCGAAGGAGCGGUACUUGUUCAACUCCAACCAGACAUCUUCCGAUCAAUCGUGGAAAACAUCGCCCAAACCGGUCAUACAAGGUUUCAACAAUGUGCCCGGUUAUCGGAAUGGGAACUCCUUUGGUCAAGAUCUGAACCUGGACUAUCCAAAUGGAGUAGUGACUUCUACUUUGGCAUACAGCGAACCUCAGAACCAUUUGAGUUACGGCGAGGCCCUGAGGAGCGCGUCCCCAGUCCCAAUUUCCAAGUCUGGCCGAUCCUCGAAGAUUUCGGUGCUUAGCGACCUCAACCCCCCUUUGAGACGGGCACAGUCCCACCCACGGAUGGGUGUGUCCAACAAUAACAGCAUGAAUAUGAAUGGUGAAGGACACCAUUCUUUAGGUCGAGCCUACCCGACGGGAUCAUAUUCACAUCACAGUUUGGCACGAACGGAACAAUCCGUGGGAUUGGGGGACAAGACAUGGAAAGGAACGAGUUCUUGCAUCGCCUUCUUGUUACUCACUUCCAGCUUGUUCCUCAUUGGAACAGGUUCUGGCUUGAUGGGAUUCUAUCGCAUUCAUUACCUGGAUAUGGUGGCCGUGGAGUUUCUUUUGGUCCCGUUGCUCAUGGUGAUUGGCGGUCUGAUCACCAUGUUGAAUGCCAUUUUUGGAUUCUACAUCAACGUGAAAGAGACGUCUUGCCUCAUGAUCACUUACGCCGUCAUCCUCAUCAUUCAGUUGCUUCUCUUGAUCAGUGCCAUCGUCCUCUCGAUCCGACUGAUCUUUGAGAUCCAAACUGGUAUCUUUGAUACCAAUGUGGUAUCAGAGAUGGCCUUCUAUGACACUAACCAAUGGACCAGGAACAAAUGGGACACACUUCAGAGAGAGUACACGUGUUGCGGAGCUUACAAUUUCAAUCAAGGCUAUUUGGCAUGGAAGCAAACCGUAUUGGGAGCGGAUAGGAAUUCCGUUCCGGACUCAUGUUGUCUUCACGAAUCUGCACAUUGCGGCCAAGGCAUUUUUGAUCUCACCGACCAAAGAUUGGUUAUGCAAACUAUACACGUCCAUGGCUGCCUCACCAUAAUGCAAGUUCGAUUGAAAGCCCAUGUCAUAGUUAUCAUGUACGUCUUUGCCGUGAUUGGAAGCUUGAUUGCCAUUGUCGAGCUGCUCGCUGUGGUCCUGGCAUUUUGCAUGGCCACUCAGUAUUCCCGACGUGAGCAGGACGACAACAAUUGGGAUUACGACUACAACCCAAAUGUGGGACGAAGGACGCCCAAUACCUUGGUCCCCGGGGACUACUCGAGUCAACACGAAACAAGCUUCUGAUCCUCGGGUUUGCAUUGUUCAGAAGCAUCACAAACUGACCCUCAAACACGCCUGCCUUAUCACGUCUACGCAUUGUAUCUGUAAGAAUCAUGACAUGUUCCUAAUGUACAGCCGAAGCAGAUUUGAAUCAAAAAAAGUAUAAACCCAAUUGCGUCUAUGUACUGUCUGUUUUCGUUUUCACUAGAAAAUCUGAAUGAGGAUCUCCUCCCUCUUCCGACUUUUUCUCCCUCGUCCUCCUUCUCCUUAGACGAUUUGAUGGGCUAAUAAACCAAGUGAAGAAGGACUUGACAUUCCCAUUUUGAUCCCAUUUUACGGCAAACCAAAACACUCCCGGAACUUCUCUUUGUCCACGAGGCUGUUGCUUCACAUUCCUCAUAGAUUGAGGCCACUUUGGAAUUUGGAAUUUCCAUCAGUGAUCCCUGGAACAUCUUCAUUUACUUUGAGGAGCCAAAAGACAAUCUGGGUACACGCCAGACAAACCGUGUGUAAAACGCGAAAAUUAGUCCCAUCUCUCUUCCUCCCCUCCAACUCUCUUUGAUGCUAUAAUAGAUAUUCUAGUGUACAGAUCCCGUCUCUUGAAUUGCGAAAACUAAAGUGGAAGAUGGCGAAGAAAAAGUUUCAUUCGCGAAAUUGCCGAACUUGCCCCACUUUUUGCCCUUUUUGCGAGUCUCUUGAGAUGUUUUCCUCCUUUCCUCCCGCUCGAAAGCCUUCAAAACUUUCUCAACGAUACAUCUACCAAUGAAAUAAACCAGCUCUGAGGCUGUUAA
This is a messenger RNA of Tigriopus californicus, 2407 nucleotides long. RefSeq lists its product as uncharacterized. The record is from RefSeq and is a predicted model, not a curated record. NCBI's taxonomy places the organism in Eukaryota, Metazoa, Arthropoda, Copepoda, Harpacticoida, Harpacticidae. Gene Ontology annotation, cellular component: membrane. Bases 318 to 1640 code for a protein of 440 amino acids. The transcript is spliced from 4 exons.